AUGUUGGUUCUGACAUUCCACGUGCUGUCAAUUCUGCUCCUCCUGUACUCGCUCACCGAUGCAUCCAUUCCAAAGGCUCUUGCAGAUCAUUUCAACUCGCAGAAGGGUGGGCGCAAUCAGUUCCUCACCAUCAUCGGUGUUCAAUUGACCAUUUUCACUCUUCUUCUAGGUAUUCUCAAGUACAAGAGAGCACAUAACUUCUUUUAUCCCAUUGCACUUGCAACCGAAUUUACAAUAUCCAUCACGUUCUGGUUCUUUUACUUCACAAAUCCUGCGAGUUUGAUGCGCCCGAUACCUGAGGUGGAUGCGCUGUUGCCGUUCUACAUGGAUGUCGUGUACCAUGCUCUGCCGCUUGCUGCGCUCAUCAUCGAGGCAUUCUAUAUUGACUUGACAGCAUUUCAGCUGUCUCCGUGUACAUUCGCAAUGGUUCCCAUCUCGUAUUACAUCUGGGCAGCAUAUCUGUCCAAGUCUAACGGUGUAUGGCCCUAUCCCAUGCUAGAUAAUAUGAGUUCAUCGGUAAGAAUGGUUUACUUCCUCUUUUACACGUUGAUAGGUAUCACAGCAUCGCACAUUUUUAUCUCGAUCGUGCGUAGGAUACGCGGGCACCGUGAUAACGAUAAACACGAUGAUUCAAGGCCAACCGAACAGGCUGCGCCAGACACGGGAAGAGAAGACUUGGACAACGAGCAGAGACAGAUACGGCAAGCUGCACUUGGUGCAAGGCAAGAAAAUGAGGGCAGCGAGAACGGGAAAUAG
Molecule: messenger RNA, 756 nt
Organism: Vavraia culicis subsp. floridensis
Lineage: Eukaryota; Fungi; Microsporidia; Pleistophoridae
Exons: 1
Coding region: 1-756 (251 amino acids)
Cellular component (GO): endomembrane system; membrane
Source: RefSeq, a predicted model, not a curated record